Chrysemys picta bellii (western painted turtle) is the source of this 6163-nucleotide messenger RNA. RefSeq names its product guanine deaminase (gene GDA). The record is from RefSeq and is a predicted model, not a curated record. Gene Ontology annotation, cellular component: cytosol. NCBI's taxonomy places the organism in Eukaryota, Metazoa, Chordata, Testudines, Emydidae. Gene Ontology annotation, molecular function: guanine deaminase activity; zinc ion binding. Gene Ontology annotation, biological process: guanine catabolic process.
UCCUCCUAAUCGCAAAAUACGCUGCUCCCAGCCCAGGUGCUCAGCAAGUAAGCGGGCUUUGUUUUCUGCAGGCAGGAGCUCGGAAACCUGUAGCGUCCAAGGCUGACUCGACAGCAACUGGGAGGAGAAAGCGCCUUCCAGCGCCAGUAACCACUCCCCAAAGGGAAAGUCAUUAGGGGGUGGAGAGACAGCGCUAGGUGCAGGGGGAGCCGCUAUUGGUACGUAGGGAAUAGACAGCAGCCCCCUGAGUGCAGGAGGCAGCCAGGCAGAGCGAGCGACAGCCCGGAGCAGCAGCAUCCCACUCCUGCCCGAACCACGUCUCUCUCCGCGGCAACUCUGAGCGCCACCGACCGCCUCCCUCCGGGCACCGCCAUGGACUCCCCACAGAAGCCGCCCCUCGCUCACCUCUUCAAAGGGACCUUCGUGCACGCCAGCCACUCCUCGCCCAUGGACGUGCUGCAAGGCCACCUGCUGGGCGUGGGCGACGACGGGAGAAUUGUGUUUUUGGAGCAAGCAGAUCAGCAAGAGCAACUAGCUAAGAAGUGGGGCUUCAAAGCAUCUGAUAUAAGAGAGCUUAGUAGUCAUGAAUUCUUCAUGCCAGGAAUGGUUGAUACACAUAUCCAUGCACCUCAGUAUGCAUUUGCUGGAACAAGAGUAGACCUACCUCUUUUGGAAUGGUUAAACACAUAUACAUUUCCAACAGAAGCCAAAUACAAAGAUAAUGAUUUUGCUGAAGAAGUAUACACCAGAGUUGUAAGAAGAACGCUAAAGAAUGGCACGACUACAGCAUGCUACUUUGCAACAAUUCACACAGCUGCUUCUUUGCUACUUGCUGAAAUUAUAGAUAAAUUUGGUCAGCGAGCAUUUGUUGGAAAAGUUUGCAUGGAUAUCAAUGAAAUUGUUCCAGAAUACAAGGAAACCACUGAUGAAUCUCUCAAGGAAACAGAAAGGUUUGUUAAAGAACUACUAGAAAAGAAAUAUCAAAAGGUACAACCCAUAGUGACGCCUCGUUUUGGACCUUCCUGCACUGACAAGUUGUUGAGUAGACUUGGUGACUUUGCGAAGGCUCGUGACAUCUACGUGCAGAGUCAUAUAAGCGAGAAUGAUGGAGAAAUCAAACUUGUGGAGCAAAUGUUUCCUAACUAUAAAAAUUAUACUGAUUUAUAUGAUAAAACCAAGCUACUUACAAGCAAGACUGUGAUGGCCCAUGGCUGUCAUCUCUCUGACGAAGAGCUGAAACUUUUUAGUCUUCGAGGAGCUGCAAUUGCCCAUUGCCCCAAUUCAAAUUUUUCGUUGUGCAGUGGCAUUUUAAACGUACAAAAUGUUCUGAAGCACAAUGUGAAGCUUGGUCUUGGCACAGAUGUUGCUGGUGGGUAUUCAUCUUCUAUGCUUGAUGCUAUCAGGAGAACGAUGUCUGCAUCUAAUACCCUUCUACUCAAUAAAGUGAACAAUACAGGCUUAACUCUUAAAGAAGCUUUCAGACUAGCAACUCUUGGAGGGAGCCAAGUCCUAGGACUAGAUGAUGUGAUUGGAAACUUUGAAGUUGGCAAAGAAUUUGAUGCACUGCUGAUCAACCCCAAGGCUUCAGACAGUCCUUUUGACUUGUUUGCUGGAGAUACUUUUGAGGAUAUUAUCCAGAAGUUCCUGUAUCUAGGUGAUGAUCGGAAUAUUAAUGAAGUAUAUGUGGCAGGCAAGCAAGUGGUUCCUUUUUCAAGUUCAGUAUAAUUUCAUUUCCGUUCUGCAAAACAUUCUGUGGAUCAUUCUGCAUCUAAGUUUGAAGGGAUUGGUUAAAUGCAGUGCCUCAUUGUCAAGAGUGACACCUCAGUUUCUUUGUUUAAUGCUGUGAAUUUGCAAAAUAAUUAUGAGCCUUGUUAGAUUACAAUUUACCUUACCAAGAUGAUGACAUUUGUAUAAGAAAAAAAGCUUUUAAGUCCAUCUUUACAAAUCACAACCAUGAGCGGGGGAGGAAGGGGGGAGGGGCGGGCAGAAGAGAAAGCAGGGGCAGCUAGAUUAAAGCCAGUGCGGUAUACCUACUCCACCAGAGGUUCCAAAUGAAAACUGUGCAGCUGUCUGGAGCUCAUAGAUUGCCAGAGCCAAAUGGAAUUCAAACCUUGCAUGUUUUUAGUUCUGUUAUAAGCCUAGAACCUCUGGGCCUGAUUCUCUUCACGCAUAGCAAUUUAUACCAGUUAACUGAAUUGACUUCAGUGGGAUUACUCCUGACUUAAACUGGUGAGAGAUCAGACUCAGGCCCAGUGAUUUCUGCAAUCAGAAAUUUUCUUUUGGUAAAGAAACUUCAUAGUUUUUAAGGUCAGAAAGGGAAAGUUCUCCCACCCCAAUUGUCAUAACUUCCAAAUGAUCAAGAAGUUUUAUAUAAAAUGAGUCGCUAAAAACAGAGGAUCCAUAAAUAUUCCCUGUGUGUUCACAAUAUUUGUAAUUCCCGUAGAAUAUAGUUUUGAACUGAAAUGGAUUUUUAAUAGUAAAACCAGAGCAGUCUAAAUUUAUAGAAUUUACUUGUUCCUGAAAGUGCUUGUCAGGAACGAUUAUCUGUGUUUGAGCACAGAGGCAGGCAUAAUCCCAGUCUGGUUCGCUUCCAGUUUAAAGAUGCUCUUUUAAUUUUUGAAAAAGUCUGUGAGAUUAAACUCUUCCCUUGAAGAGCACAUUUCCCUAUGUUUUAGCUCCACCAUUUUGCCUCUGGGGUUAGGCAAUUGGUUUACCUCCUGCUGGCCUAAUGCCUCUUUUUCAUGAUUGCUUUGUAACACAAUGGAAGUGCACUUGAAUUUAAAUACCCUCAGAGGCCUUUCCUCUAGGCCAGUUCAACAGGCAAUUAAGUCAGUAUAACUAUAUGUUGUUCAGGGGUGUGAAAAAUCCAAACCCCUGAGUGACGACCCAACCCCAGGCAUAGACAGCGCUAGGUCAACUGGAGAAUUCUCCUGUGGACAUAGCUACUAUUUCUCAGGGAGGUGGAGUACCGAUGCUGAUGGGAGAAGCCUCCCAUCAGUGUAGGUCAGUGGUGGGCAACCUGCGGCCCAUGAGCCACACGCAGCCCGUCAGGGUAAUCUGCUGGCGGGCCACCAGACCGUUUGUUUACAUUUGCAUGGCCGCCUGCAGCUCCCAGUGGUCGCGGUUCGCCGUUCCCGGCCAAUGGAUGCAGUGGGAAGUGGCAGCCUGCAGGCCACAGGUUGCCACCACAGCUCCAGAGGAUCCCUAAAAAUCUGCAAGAUAUAGCAGCGAAAACACAGCAGAACAAUUUGGGGAAAAGUCACUGAGGAUCCCAUUGUGGAAUUUUACGCCCCCCAAGGUUUUCUAUGAAAUUCUGCCACCACCCCGCCAUUUGCACAAAAUUGCCUAAAUAAAGACAAAUCAAAGCACAAAACCCCCACAAAAAUACACCACAAACAAAAUAUGAGCUGGCCACCAGGAAUAAAGGGAAGAUACGAAACAGAACUAAGGACAAGGCCAGAUCCUCAGCUGGUGUAACUUGUCAUAGCACAAUGAGCUUCAGCUGAGCGUCUGGCCCAAAGAGUACAAAUGGGUGAGAGAACCUCUAAAGCACAUAUAACCAACUGCUUCCAGUUGUCUACCCAGACUCUGGAUGGAAUCUUUGAUGUUAUUUGUGUCUUUCAUUUAUGUUCAAUGGCAGCAUGCAAUUCAGAAAAAAGAGGGGCUGUGGGAGGCUAGCUUGCUGGACCAAUAUGCUUAAUGUGCACUAUGUUAAGACCAGCACUUUUUAUAUAUUAUAAAUGGAAUCUAUUUGAAAUUUUAUGUCUUUAUCUUACUGUGUCACUUAUUAAACUUCUGCUUUUAUUUAUUAAUGAAAUUGCUACUAAAUAUUGCCUAUGCUUUAUGCAGCAUUAUUUGAAUUAUUCAUGUGUAGCAAGUGGUGAUCUGCACUUUAAAAUGUUGCCUUGGCCUAAUGUUUAUAGUUAUUCUGUGAUUUUUGCCAAUAGAAGGCAUUGUAGACUGAGGAGAGAGAUUCUGUAUUUGUUCAUUUGUACUGAAUGUUUUCAUUACUGGAGUGUAAUUUCUGCUAGUAAAGAAAGAGUUAAAGGAACCCUGUCAAGUAGUUUAUGCUCAAGUGUAGCUUGUGGGGACAGAGGAGAGGGGUCCUUUAAUAGAACCUGAUAUGAAUAGAAAUAUUUUCAUUGAAUUAAGAAAAGUUCUGUGGAAACAGGCUUUUAAAUUUAGCCUGUAGUAUGGACAGCAAAGCACAACAAAAAGCAACAUAAAGGGACAAAAGUAAAUUGCAGUUCUUUUAAAGAAUAUUUCAGUUCUAAAAAUCAAAGAUAUUACCAGCAUAAUCAGACAAGGACUUCAAAACAUGUAUAGUUAUGUGUUCCCAUAGGUAAUCCAUAACGCAUGACAAGAUGUGUAGCUUUUGAAUUUUAUAAUGCAUUUAUAUAAAUCAAUGGUACAGCCUCAUCUGGAAUACUAUAUGUAGUACUGUCACUCCAAUCUCAAAAAGGAUAUUGCAGAAUUAGAGGGGAGGACCAACAAGAACGAUCAAGGGCCUAGAAAAACACUCGUAUAAUGAGAGAUGGAAAAGCGUGGGAUUAUUUUCCAUAGAAAGGUGGUAAGAGGGAACAUGAAACCAGAAUAUAAAAUAAUUAAUAGUGUAGAGAAGGUAUAUAAGAAACUUCUCGUUGUCUCAUAACACAAAAACAAGGGGACAUUGAGUGAAAUUAAAAUGUGGGACAUUCAAAACUGAUAGAAGGAAAUUCUUUUUCAUACAUUGUGAAACUCAUUGCCACAGAAGUCAGUGACUCCAAGAACUUGACAAGAUUCAAAAGGGAACCGGACAUUUAUAUAGACAUCAAGAAUAUCCAGAGAAUUACAAUUAGUAGUGGGUGAAUAACUGAUUUUUUGGUUCCCUGGCAGUUCUGAAAAAUAAAAAGAAUAUGGUUUCAGUUAACCCCAACCUAGAAACUUCAAAAAAUUUUGAUAAGUCAAAAAAAUCCAUUUAGUAAUGUUUUGUUUCAGAUAUUUUUAAAGGGCUAGAUUCACAAAAUGCUGACAGGGUUAGAAGAUGGCAGUGAUGGUGCCCUCCUUAUAACUUUUAGUCCAGUGGUUAGAGUACUCACUUGGGAUGGGGAAGACCAUUCCUCUGUGCCUGAUGUGGAAAAGAGAUUUGAACUUGGGUAUCCCACAGUGCAGGAGAGUGCCGUGACCACUGGGCUAUGGGGCAGCUCUCACUUUUUCCUUGCUGAAGUUGUUUCACUUGUUAUAAAUAGUCAUUGGAGCAGUGACUUGAACUUUGGUCUCCCACAUCUUAGGCGAGUGCCCUAACAUGGCUUGUCCUAGUCUACACUGAGCACAAAGUCAUGGUCACCAUCGUCUCAUCUAACUCCAGGGUUCCCAGUCGUGUUGAAACACAAUAACAUUUUCUAAUGCAGAUGAGCCUUCAAUGGCUUUUCUGCGAGACUGCCACCAGGGAAUGGUGGUGACUUUUGUGAGGUGGAUGCCUAUCCCAGAGAAUCUGCACUGAGACUAUCCUCUUUAUCUUUAUGUUCCCGUUCCAUGUUCAGUAAGGUUCCAAGCUAGUGGGUUAGGUUCAUUCCAGGGUGACAAUGACCUACGUUGAUGUAAACCUUAGUGUAGGGCACUGACAUUAGGACAUUCACUAAGGGACCAGGCUGCAGCUGUGCAAAGCAGUCAUGCAACCUCUACUAGGCUUCAGCAGCCACGGACAGCACAAGAAGCAGUGCUGGGCAGUAUGAGCAACGUGCUGAUUCAGUACAUCCCCUCACAGGGUCCUUCUGGGGAAGUUCUUGUGCAACUUAAGCUGUUCCCUCAGCACGAACCUAGAGGGAGGGUUGUGGCAGCAAUACUGGCUGUUCUCCUUAGGGAACACACCCCUUUCUACCCAGCAUGUAAUUUACACCUCUUUGGGCCAGUUUUGUUGAAACUGGCCAAUGGUCCCAUCUGCCUGGUUCCUGUUGUACAUAGGUCCCAGUUCUCUCUUUCCAGCUAUUUCUGAGGAAAACACCCAAUAGAAAUAAUGUUAUUCAGUUCCUCCUUUCUAUUCUAAUUAAGUAUAUCUUGGAGGGGGGAGUAUAUUUGGAAUAAUGGUAUUUGUUUUUUGCACUGUUCUGCUUGUUUCUGAUUGUGCUGAAUGAGCACCCAUGUACUGCUGAAACAAAAUAAAGAGGCCUUGUGUUUACAUUAA